Messenger RNA from Ogataea angusta, 1632 nucleotides. RefSeq lists its product as uncharacterized. Gene Ontology annotation, molecular function: carbohydrate:proton symporter activity. NCBI's taxonomy places the organism in Eukaryota, Fungi, Ascomycota, Pichiomycetes, Pichiales, Pichiaceae. Gene Ontology annotation, biological process: transmembrane transport; carbohydrate transport. The record is from RefSeq and is a predicted model, not a curated record. The transcript has a single exon. The coding region runs from base 1 to 1632 and encodes 543 amino acids. Gene Ontology annotation, cellular component: membrane.
AUGUUCGACGCGAAACAGUUCAGACGAAAAGGCGAGAAGAGGAAAGAGGGCGUGGUGAUUCCCCAGAGCAUCUACAAUUACAGGCUGUACCGCUGCGCGAUCUUCGCGUCGUGGGCCGCUGUUCUCUGUGGAUAUGACUCAGGAUUUAUCAGCGGGACUAUUGUCUUGGACUCGUUCCAGGAGGAGUUCGGCUUCGAGUCGAUGUCCCAGUCCACAGUGACAACCGUCAAGGCCAACAUCAUCUCCCUGUUCCAUGUCGGCGCCUUUUUUGGGUCUCUGCUCAUAUAUCCCGUGAACUUCUACCGAGGACGAAAAAUCGGUCUUAUUAUCGCCUCGAUCCUAAUCAUCAUGGGAUCUGCCAUCCAGCUGGGCGCGAACGGCACAACGGGGCUUGCGCCGCUGUACGCCGGACGAACCAUCCUGGGCGUCGGCAUAGGAGGCAUCAGCAACAUUGCUCCAAUGUACACUGCGGAGAUCGCACCGCCGAGCAUCAGAGGCCGUCUCGUUGGACUCUAUGAGCUUUCGUGGCAGGUAGGUGGUAUUGCGGGAUACUUCAUCAACUACGGAACAAAUAAGCAUCUGCACGGUGACCAAAAAUGGCGGGUUCCUAUUGCCGUGCAAUUGAUUCCUGCAGGAAUAUUUAUGAUUGGACUGGCCUUCAUCGUGGAGACUCCUAGAUGGUACUUCCAAAAACACAAGAUAGAAAAGGGGAUUGAAGCGUUGUCAUAUCUCCGGAAACUGCCACCGAACGAUGAAUACCUCAAGUACGAGACGGGCAAUCUGCUCGCCGAGGCACAGGAGGCAGAAAAAAAGGUUGGAGACGGUCUUCUCGCACCGAUAAAAACAAUGUUCACAAACAAAAACCUCAGGUUCAGACUGCUGCUUUCCACAAGCACGUUCAUACUGCAGAACACGUCCGGUAUCAACGCGGUGAAUUACUACAGCCCUACGCUGUUCAGUGCUAUAGGUGCCAGCAGCACCUCGUCGGCGCUGCUGUCGACCGGUCUCUUUGGCGUGCUGAAAGGUGUGGCGACGACGUUCUGGGCUUUCUUCCUGAUCGACCCGCUCGGCCGUCGACAGUCGAUGUUCAUCGGCUGUCCGAUCUGCAUUUUCUGUCUCUUCUUCAUCGGAGCUUACAUCAAGAUCGCAGAUCCGACCUCUCAUGCAGGCAUGGACGCCGGCGGAAAGGCCACGAUGGCCAUGUUCUACAUCUGGUGUAUUGCGUACUCGAUCUCGGUGUCUGGAAUCCCGUGGGUGUACUCGUCAGAGCUUUUUGACCAGAGCGUGAGGACUUUUGCUCAGGCGUGUGCGGCCACUUCCAACUGGUUUUGGGCAUUCAUCUUCGCCAGAUUCACAGGGAACAUGGUGAACAGCAUGCACGCAUACGGAGUGUUCUUUUUCUUUGGCUCGGGAGUCGUUGCAACGCUCAUCAUCUUCUACCUUUUCUACCCGGAGACGUCGAACGUUCCUGUCGAAGAUGUCGGACUGCUGUUCACUCCCGGAGUGCCUGCGUGGAGAGCCCGCGAGUACGCCAUGUCUGUGAUCGAGCAACGAAAAAUCGAAGGUGUCGAGGAGUCCGACGUCGAGGUGCUCCCUACCGACAUCACCAAAUCAUCAUCUAUCAGCGCAUAA